GGUCACCGUAGUCGAAUCUUCAAAUCAAACCAACCGUUGUUAUCUACAAGAGCUUUGUACCAGGUUGUCGUGAUUCCGCCUUCAUUUUGCAAGCCUCCACAGGUGAACUUGCCUCUGAAGAACAAUCGCAAAUCAAGUAGGAGGAGCCUUCCCGACCAUUCAUUACCGAGACAAUUACCAUCUCAUGGACAGGUCUCCAGCACCAGCCUGGGAGGUAUUGAAGGACUUUCGGGAUGCCGGUCACGGACAUCACACAGAGAAGCUAUAGCUGUUCACGGGAAGGUAUAGAUGCUUGGGCGCUGACAGUUCUGCGACAAACAUAGACAGCAAUCCUUGGUAUAUAGCUGUCUGUCGUUUCAUGCCAACGAGUAACACCCCUCUUCCGUAAGUACAGGGUAUCGCCACGGUGGGAGGCUACCGAAUAUCGCCCAGUAAGAGCGGUGUAUUAAUCGUCAGAAAAGCAAAAUUGAAUGGCAAGGAGCGGCUCCGCAGAAACCAGCCGAUAUCAUUCUUCCUGCCUUUGUGGUCUCUCUCGCGCGGCGCUGCGCGCUGUUCUGUGCAAGGCGCGCGGCUCGUUCGCACACCUGCACAAACUCGAAUCUCAUGUACCACCCCGGCAGUUCCUGUAUGGCUUGUUGGCGGGAUGUGGGUGUGAUCGCCGACCGCUCGAGCAGGGGAAGCACCGCUCAGAUCAGAGACAGCACUAUCCGCCACAGCCUGAUUUGCAGAGCCAGUGUGCCCGACGCGCCGGGCUCCCCGUCCUGGACUCCCAGUAUCCGUCGCCAACUCUUGAGGUACCAUGGCUAUCUGCAACAAUGAGAAAAGUUCCCUACGGCUGGGACGCUUAUAUCGACCAUUUGCUCAACAGGUUUAGCCUCGUGCAAGGAUUGUUCAUUGCUUCGCCCUGAUGUUAGGCCUUUCCAUGCACAUUCUGACAACGUCGAUGGUGCAUGUCUGGGGUCUUGGUCCGCGAAGGGCCUGCCAGUCUGCCGCAGAACGGGGGGUGUUAUGACUCGGGACGCCUUAGACUGGGGUGCUCCAUUGCGAAUUUUUUGGGCUAUAAUGGGCCAUUCCGCGGUUGGUUGGCAGGACCUUGGGCCACAAGAAUCACAAUUUAUGGAGCCUCCUAGCCACAGAAACUUCCCUUUUGGCUCUGUCAGCUCAUCUGCACCCUUGGCUGCUUGAAUGGAUCAACGUUUCGGAUUGGAGAAGUCUGCGAUCAGCUUGAAGCGAGCCCGAGUCAGCACAACGGAAACGAUCAAGUCUGGCAUGCUAGGUUGUAGUUUGAGUACAUUGGGGGACUCGACGCGUUUCACAGCAACAACGUCAAGCUGACAUAAAGAAACACCAGCCCGGUGAGGGCUGGAGCGGAGCCUAUCCGAGAGCAAGGUCUAUUUCCUUCCACAAUAUUGUACCGGUACACUAAGGCUCAAGGAGCUUAGGACUCGUUCUCGCGCUCAUCCAAACAAACGCAGAUUGCGGCAAUCAAGGUCAGAUCGACGCCUGGGGCUACUGUGACAAAAUACUGUGCGAAGAGACAUAUGUCAGCACUCAAGACGCCCAAAUUGAUGCGGCCAAUCGACUCUUGACGCAACGUACAGUCUGCUUGUCGCCAAAAAUCUGGCGAACAUUGAAGAAGCUUCUCGAGAUGUGUGCGACGGGACGUCCGCCGAAGGUGAUACUCGCAGAUCGGUCAAACCAGUCUCCUGUGACUUCCAAUUCGAUUUCAUUGCCGUCUGACUGGUUUUUGAAGUGGACAGUCGAUCGUGAUGAGAGCACUAGGUUGUCGGGGCAUCAGAGCCUUUCCACAGAGAAUCCAGGGAGAAAUCAUGACAAAAUGUGCGAGCUCUGCCGAGGUCGAGAAAUUUGACAUGGCACGGGAGAAGGACGAGAACAAGCGCUUGAAUUACCUGAGAAAUGACCUUUCACCUGAAAAAUAUCACUGCCAUCCGGCCUUUCUGCGUGGAAGCUUUUGUGCAGCGAGAAAUACUUGUUCUUGAGAGUGAAGAUCUCGUUGCCUUGCAUGUCCGUGAACUCUUGUGACAUCAGAAGUCAGUUAGCUUUGGCCUCUGGUAAUGACUUGACUGCACAAUCGGUGGGGGUGGGAAGCAUACUCUUAGCACCGCUGAUGGACAGAACUUUGCCCUUGCAUUUGCAGACUUGAACUCCGGCAACGGUGGUGACAGUGAAAUCAUCACCAGUGAGUGAGAAGACUUUCUCUUUCAUCUGCAAGGUCUGCUCAUUGGGCUGACAGAACAUCUGGUUCGGUCCCAGAGGGGGAUUGAAAGGUGCGAGUGGCGCCAUGAUCGAUAGUGAUGAUAGUGAUAGAAAGAGGUUCUCAGUAGGCAGUUAUUUAACCCACGGUUCACCAGAAAUCAGCAUGUGCAACAGCUAAUC
This is a messenger RNA of Exophiala xenobiotica, 2397 nucleotides long. RefSeq lists its product as uncharacterized. NCBI's taxonomy places the organism in Eukaryota, Fungi, Ascomycota, Eurotiomycetes, Chaetothyriales, Herpotrichiellaceae. The record is from RefSeq and is a predicted model, not a curated record. The transcript is spliced from 2 exons. Bases 471 to 908 code for a protein of 145 amino acids.